AUGGCUGCUGCGAGCGGUUUCUCCGCAGCGUUGGCAGGUGCCGCGGUGGAGACCUUCAGCCGCCGGAACCAACGGCGGCCCUCGACUGCUUCUUCUUCUUCUUCAUUCUGUGCUACAUCAUCUUCCAUUUCUUCUGCGAACUGGAUCUCGAUAUCCGCCAAGCCCGCCCUCGUGGGCCACUCCAGGGUCGGCACAAGAGGACCCUUUCCAUGGUGCGAGGCGACUUCGGAUCGGGAAACCGCCGCGGCUGCGGCCUCAGAGGCGGUAGCGGCGGGGUCCUCCCAGGCGUCCAGCUUCUCCGCUCUCGAGCAACUCAAGGCAUCUUCAGGCGACCGUAAGUUCCUUCCUCUUUCCCUUCCCAUUUAUCCAUGCCGAUCUAGUCAUUCGUUAUCCCUACCGUCUGCCCGAUUCUUUUACCGGUCCAUCCUCCUCCAAGGCUCGAUCUUUUUCCAGGAUUUCGCUAUCGAUUUUCCAUCAGUGCGUUUCCCCCUCCCACUCGAAACAUUUCCAAGAGGCACGAGCUGUCAAUUGUGACAUCCAACCAACAGAUUUCACCCUCUGUCAGUUGGUCUCGAUUAUUUUUCUCGUGGGACUUCUCGCCUACAGUUCAACCAGCCCAGUCCGUUCAUGUCCCCCCUUUCAACAUCCUGUACCACUUUUCUCUUCUCAGGAUACACGAAGGAACGGAGCAGCAUUGCAGUCAUAGGCCUUAGUGUUCACACUGCACCGGUAGAAAUGCGUGAAAAGCUCGCCGUUCCGGAAGCCCAGUGGUCCCGUGCCACCGCCGAGCUCUGUGACCUGCAUCACAUAGAGGAGGCUGCUGUUCUCAGCACCUGCAAUCGGAUGGAGAUAUACGUGGUGGCCCUCUCGUGGCACAGGGGAAUCAGAGAAGUGAUGGCGUGGAUGUCCAAGGUGCCGCCACUUGCUCGCUCUACUUCGUGGGGGCACAGUGAGCCCGCUUUAGGCUACUUCCUUCCCGUGAUGUCUGACGUUGGUUCUCUUCGUCCUGCAGAUCAGCGGAAUCCCAGUUGAGGAGCUCCGGCAGCACCUGUUCAUGCUCCGGGAUGGCGAUGCCAUCCGCCAUCUCUUUGAAGUGUCUGCCGGCCUGGACUCACUCGUGCUCGGCGAAGGGCAGAUUCUUGCACAGGUGAAGCAGGUUGUCAGAAUCGGGCAAGGAAGCGGAGGUCUGGGGAAAGUCAUCGAUCGACUGUUCAAAGAUGCAAUAACGGCGGGGAAACGUGUCCGCAGCGAGACGAACAUUUCAUCCGGUGCUGUAUCUGUGAGCUCCGCGGCCGUUGAGUUGGCCCUGAUGAAGCUCCCAAGAUCCCGGGCUCUCUCUGCCAGAAUGCUCUUGGUCGGUGCAGGCAAGAUGGGGAAGCUGGUGAUCAAGCAUUUGGCUGCAAAGGGUUGCACCUCCGUUGUGGUGGUGAAUCGCUCGGAGGAAAGAGUUGCGGCCUUACGCGAAGAGUUGAAAGGCAUGGACAUAAACUACAAGCCCCUGAGCGAGAUGCACUCUUGUGCAGCGAAAUCUGACGUGAUCUUCACGAGCACCGCCUCCGAGGUACCGUUGUUCUUGAAAGAGGAUGUGGAGGUUCUGCCUCCAGUAAGCGAAGCCGCCGGGGGCUCGCGACUUUUCAUCGACAUUGCUGUUCCUAGAAAUGUGGGCUCGUGUGUCUCUGAGGUUGGAACUGCGCGAGUUUUCAACGUGGAUGAUCUCAAGGAGGUGGUGGAAGCAAACAGGGAAGAUCGGCUCCGGAAGGCCACGGAGGCUCAAUCGAUCAUCGAAGAGGAACUGAGACGGUUCGAGGCGUGGAGGGAUUCUCUGGAGACGGUGCCCACCAUCAAGAGGCUAAGAUCCUACGCCGACCGGAUCAGACUCUCGGAGCUUGAAAAGUGCUUGCAGAAGAUUGGCGACGACGAUUUGAGGAAGAGAUUCAGAAAGGCUCUGGACGAGAUGAGCACAGGCAUCGUCAACAAGCUCCUUCAUGGCCCAUUGCAACACUUGAGAUGCGACGGCAGCGAUAGUCGGAACCUCGACGAGAUGCUCGAGAAUAUGCACGCUCUCAACAGGAUGUUCAGUCUCGACACGGAGAAAUCAGUUCUGGAGCAGAAGAUCAAAUCCAAGGUCGAGAAAGCUCAAAGAUGA
Molecule: messenger RNA, 2146 nt
Organism: Spirodela intermedia
Lineage: Eukaryota; Viridiplantae; Streptophyta; Magnoliopsida; Alismatales; Araceae
Source: the annotation of a GenBank genome assembly